AAUAAAAAACUUAAUAAUUGAAAAAUAAUUAACUUGGGAAAAGAGAAACGAAGCCGCACAUCUUCCACAUCGCUAAGCACUUUUCGCCGUCUAGAACCCUACUGUUGCAGUUGAAGAAAAUUCAAUCCUUAAAGAAAAAGAACAACCCAUCACCAACAUCUGCCUUCUCUACUUUUCCCCAAAACAGAUUGAUAUAAAUUAUAUUGUACAAUAAAAGUAUUGGUGAAAUCUGCAGAUUUUGGGAAUUCACCAUAGAUUGGUUGCAUUCUAUUGUUUCGGACUCCAUGCGCUUCGGCCUGAGUUUCUUGGAAAAAUACAAAUGGAUAGGAGCUGGAUCAAACUCAAUGAUUUUACUUCUAAGGAUUACGUUGAUGGAGUUACAGGUUUCAUGAAAUUUGCUUUACAACAUAUUGGGGAGAGAAAAGAUAUACCUUGUCCAUGUGGAAAUUGCUUGAAUCAGAUAUUUCAUUCACCUUAUGUAGUCCAAAUGCAUUUACUCAUUAAUGGGAUGGAUGUUGAUUAUAGUGUAUGGGAGUUCCAUGGUGAAAAUCCUAAUCAGUACAUAGAAGAAGAUGAUUAUGCAGAAGAUGACUCAGCGCAUAAUAUGGAUGAAACAUUUGAGGAGCAAGAGAUGUUGGAAGAUUUAAAAUUUGGUAUGCAUAAUUCUGAUCAUAAUGAGAAUUUGUUUGAAUCAUUUGAUGCUGACAAUGCUGCUCAACCAAAUAUCGUACAAGAUGAUGAAGUGGACAAUUUUCAAAACUUGUUGAGUGAUACACAACGAGAAUUAUAUCCUGGUUGCUCCAAGUCAUUGUUAUCUUUCCUUGUCAAGUUGCUUCACAUCAAGGUCUUGAACCGAAUGACUAAUAAAUGUUAUGAUAUGAUUAUUGAUUUAUUCAAACAGUAUACGCCAGAAGGUGAUAUUAUUCCUUCGUCAUUUUAUGAGGCCAGAAAGGUAUUAAAAGGCAUUGGGUUGGGCUAUGAGUUUAUUCAUGCAUGUAAAAAUGACUGCGUUCUCUUCUGGAAAGAAUACGAGAGCUUAAAUAGUUGUCCGGUCUGCAAAGAGCCUAGAUGGAAGGUGAACGAUGGAAAAGAAAAGAAAAUUCCUCACAAAAUUUUACGCUAUUUUCCGCUUAAGCCAAGAUUACAAAGGCUGUAUCUGUCAAGGAAGACAGCCUCUGAUAUGAGAUGGCAUAAAGACCGUAAGAUUGAGGAAGAUGACACUAUGAUUCAUCCUGCAGAUUCUGAAGUUUGGAAGGAUCUCGAUAAACAAUAUCCUUGGUUUGCUCAAGAUCCUCGAAACGUUCGGCUUGGACUAGCCACUGAUGGAUUUAAUCCUUUCGGCAAUAUGAGUAAUUCUUAUAGUGUAUGGCCGGUGAUUUUGAUGGCAUAUAACUUACCACCUUGGCAAUGCAUGAAAGAACCUUAUCUCAUUAUGUCGCUAUUGAUUCCUGGUCCUCGAUCACCUGGAAGAGAUAUUGACGUAUAUUUAAGACCUCUGAUAGAUGAAUUGAACGAAUUGUGGGAAGUUGGAGUGAGAACUAGAGAUGCCAAAACCGGAGAAUUGUUUCGCUUGCAUGCAGCAAUUUUGUGGACGAUUAAUGAUUUUCCUGCAUAUGGUGAUAUUUCCGGACAUCGAACAAAGGGGUAUUAUGCUUGUCCAAGAUGUAGCAUUAAUACUCCUUCACAAAGGCUAAGAAACAAAAUUGGUUACAUCGGUCAUAGACGAUAUUUGCCACGUCAUCACCCAUAUCGGAAAAGUGUUAAUUUUAAUGGAGAGAAAGAAUAUCGACCCAAGCCUGUAGAGCUUUGCAAUGACGAUAUUAUUAUACAAUUGAAGGAAGUCGAAAAUAUUGUGCUUGGCAAACAUUCCACUGAUCGAAAACGAAAGAGUUGUUCGGAGCACUCCUGUUGGACCAAGAAGAGUAUAAUAUUUGAGUUGCCAUAUUGGUCGAAACUCAAAUUACGUCAUAAUCUUGACGUAAUGCAUAUUGAGAAAAAUAUAUGUGAAAAUGUGAUGGGAACUAUACUAGACAUCGAUGGUAAAACUAAGGAUACGGAAAAAGCUCGUUUAGAUUUGGAGGACAUGGGUAUAAGGAGUGAGUUACACUUAAAAUCGUUGAAAAGUGUCAAAGCAAAUAAAGAAGGUAAAGUGAAGUGUUUAAAGCCGCGUGCAAUCUAUGCUCUAUCCCAAAAAGAGAGAAAAGAGUUUUGUCAAUUCUUGAAAGGAGUACAGUUUCCUGAUGGAUAUGCUGCAAAUAUAUCUAGAUGUGUGAAUAUCAAGGAUGGUAAGAUAACAGGGUUGAAAAGUCAUGAUUGCCAUGUUUUAUUACAACGGCUGCUUCCCGUAGGACUACGUGGUUACUUGCAUAAAGAUGUUUUGGAUCCUGUAACUGAGUUGGCAAGUUUUUUCAGACAAUUGUGUUCUCGAAAACUAAACUUGAAUGUCCUAGACAAUCUGGAGAAAAGAAUUCCUGUGAUAUUAUGCAAGUUAGAAAUGAUAUUUCCACCUGCGUUUUUUGAUGUUAUGGUCCAUUUAGCAAUUCAUUUGGCACAAGAAGCAAAGAUUGGAGGACCUGUACAGUAUAGAUGGAUGUAUCCUAUUGAAAGGUAUCUAAGUAGUCUAAAAGGAAUGGUCCGAAAUAGAGCUCGUCCUGAAGGCUCAAUUGCAGAGGCUUAUAUUGUGAAAGAGUGCUUGAAUUUUUGUUCGUUGUAUCUUCGUGGAGUUGAGACAAAGUACAAUAGAGAUGAAAGAAAUUGUGAUGGUGAUGAACAUCCAAAUGCAUCUAUCUCUAUUUUCCGAAGUAAAAUUCGAACCUUUGGAGAAACAAAUUUUGUACAGAUGACCACUGAACAAUAUAAUGCAUUGCAUUGGUUUGUCUUGAAUAAUUGUGUGGAGAUAGAAUCGUAUAUGAGGGAGCAUGAAGAAAUACUUAAGCAAGAAAAUCCUAUUGGUUGGGAGUUUAGACAGAAAAAAGAGUUUUCUUCAUGGUUUGACAAUCGAAUUAAACAACUUCGAAAUAUAAAAUCCAUAGAAGCUACGGAUGAACUUCUUGCACUCGCAUCAGGCCCUGAUUACCGUAUUAGUAAAUGUAGUGGGUGCAUAGUAGAAGGAGUUAAGUAUCUAACUAGUAAAAGAGAUUCUAGACGAGUAACCCAAAAUAGUGGUGUGUGUACAGAUUCAGUUCACAAAGGUAAAAUGAUUAAGUUUUAUGGAGUUUUAGAAGAUGUGAUUGAGUUGAGUUACGCUUAUGAUUACCGAUGUGUACUAUUCAGUUGUAAAUGGUUUGAUUUGGAUAGACAUAAAGUAGUAAAGAUAGACAGUGACCUCGUUAGCAUAAAUGUGGGUAAGGUCUGGUACGAAAAUGAUCCUUAUAUCUUAGGAAAUCAAGUAACUCAAGUUUUCUACGUGAGGGAUACUAAAUUAGGUGGAAACUGGAAAGUAGUUCAACAUGUACAACAUCGACAUCUUUUUGACCCAUCAAUCAUUCAUUCUGCUAAUGAAAAUGAACCUGAUGCAUAUCAGCAAGAAAAUUGUGUUUAUAUUGAAGUUGAAGAUAAUGCUUUAGAGGUUGGUUCGGUAGUACGCACUGAUGAAGCUCCUUUAGAGAUAGAAAUUGCUGAAAAGAUAGUUAAUUCAGGUGUGCACAAUAAUCAACAUGACGAAGAAGAAGAUGGUGAAGACGAAGAUGACACCCUAGUUGAAUAUUGGAGUAGUGAUGAUGAAGCUGCAGCUCAUGCCAAUGUAGAUAGCGAUCUGGAUUAAUAAAUAAAUGCAGUGGGUACGUAAUGUUGUGGACAGUGUACUUGAGAUAGUGGUUUAGCAAGAGCAGAUGAGGAUUUUUCUCUUUUCAGCUUCAGGGAUAAGUAUGGGCUUAAAAGUGGAACCUACACAAGAAUCAAGAUUUGGUACUUCCGGUCUUUGAUGAGAGUAAAAAUCCAAAAAAUUCAACUUGUAAUAUUAAUGAACGAAAUGUUGGACACCACUUACAAUGGCUUGGUUUUAGGAUUAUUUUGUAUAACAUUGAUUGAAAUUCAUUAAUGGUCAUUUGCCUGAUUCUUUACUUAUAAACUUACAACUUUGAGUUUUGUUUGAUUA
Messenger RNA from Erythranthe guttata (spotted monkey flower), 4096 nucleotides. Lineage: Eukaryota; Viridiplantae; Streptophyta; Magnoliopsida; Lamiales; Phrymaceae. The record is from RefSeq and is a predicted model, not a curated record.